CUUCAUUAUUAAUGAUGCCACAGACACUAAACCUUUCGAGAAAAAAAUGUCAAGAAAGAAAGACUCAGAAACACUGCAGCUAGUUGUAGGAUGAUGUCAGGGGAAGGAGCAGCGGCUGUGGAUCAGAUCAACUAAUGGGGCACUGCUGAGAACCAGUUUAAAGGCGGAGUGAAAACAGUGUCCAUGGAGGGAGAGGAAUCAGAUGAGGAUGUUCAGGGAGAGGACCUGCCCACUGUUCUCUGGGAGAGGUGCAUUCAGCAGAGCAUCUUUGUUGAUCUCAGUGAGGAUGAAAGUCUCCACCUCAGUGAUUUUGAGAGUUCUUUAGCCUUACAUCUGUCCGAGGCAGAGUCUGCAGCCUCAGAGUCCAGCAUCCAUCUCAGCGGGAGCACAGAGCUGUCACCCUUGGACGUAACCUCCUCAGAGUCCAGUACUGUCAGCAGUCAGAGUAAGAGGGUUGUAGAGAGCAAGACCAAGAGCAGCAUAUUGCAUGUGUCUGCCCAAAGACCGAACACCGUGCAAGAUGAGCAGCCAUUAAAGCAUGAAGAACCAGGACAAGAUACCAGUGACGAGGAUCAGGAUGACUUACCUUAUGAUGGUGACCUCGGAAGCCUCUAUUUCAACCAAACGGCUACCUCUGAGGUUGAUAUGAGCUCUGACGGAAGAGAUACAUUUCAUUCAAGUCCUGAUGUUCCUGGUGUGCUUGAAUGUAAUACAAGAGAUAGAGAUGAAAUCAUUGAAGGCUUGGUUUCUCUUGGGCAUAACUCUGAGAAACAAGAAACUUUGUCGCAAGUGGAUGCCAAUACUGAACGGGAAAACCGUUUGGAUGCUUCCAAGUCAUUUAAGGUUGCCCCCCCAUGUCCUUGUCCUUCAGAUAUGAGCCAGCUGUUGCUGCAACAUUUCUCCCAGGAGGAGUUAUUGCGGUCGGGUAGGCUGAUCGAGGCGGAGACCCUGCCAGAGGUGUCUCUGCUGGAGAGCGUGGAAGACACUUUGUUUAGCUGGCGUCCAACACAUAACAGCACAGUCAUUAAGAGUAACCACUCAGAGAGCCCUGCUUGUAGUUCCAAGACCAAUCAGAGCUUCUGUUCGGACAUGAGGAAUGAGAAGACUGCAUCAAAAAAUUCAAGUUUAGAGGAAAAAGCAGAAAGUGAAAUUGAUAAUGUCCCCUCUGCUGCUUCUGACAGUAUAAUAUCUUGCUCUCCAAGUAUAAACUCAGAACAGGGCAGUGGGGAUAAAAGUGAUGUAGAUCUAGAGAAUCAGGAAAAGGAUGAAGAGGAUGAUCUGGUUCAGAGAGGCCCACUUGUGCGCACCAGGUCCUUCAGCGACAUCAAGUAUGGCCAAGGCAAGGUCCAUUACCCACUCCCUGACUUCUCCAAGGUAGCCUCAAAGGUAAAAAUCCCCAAAGCUCCGAGUGGACCUGUCAAACCUGUUCCUCAGAGUCCCAGCACCAUGCACAGAGCCCAAUCCUCUCCAGGGAUGUUAGAUUUGAUCAACAGAGUCAUGGAAGAUUCAAUCCAGCCAUCUGAGAAGCCCUAUGUCUUCAAAGACGAGGACAAACAGACUGCUCCAGCACUGGUGCAUCACCUGCAGGCUGAAUAUGACAAACUUACCAAGUAUGCUGAAGCAGAGAACCUUAUAGAUCAAAUGAGAAUAGGAACCAAUGUGCAGCCCUCCUCAGAGUUGAUGCUUUAUUUAGAGUGUGAAGAUGAUCAUCAAGGAAACUUAGUUGAGGGAAGCCAUGUUGGAUCUUCGCCUCCUCGCCUUCCCACGUCAGAACAUUUUGGUGAGAAAGGAGAAACAACCCCCCAGAGCAACACCACAGUGGUGACCGCCGCUUCCUCCAGCCAGCCUGAGGAGGGUCCCAGUGACGGGGAAAUAAUGACUGCAGAGCUGACAGACAUCAUCAGCCAGUUCAUGCAGAACGUGGAAGAAUUCAAAUUGAGUGUGAGCAAAAUGUCAAUGAGCACGGCAGAACAGCAAAUGAUGUUGAGGAGCAUGAUGGAGGCUCAGGACCAACUGGAGAGAAAAUACAUCAGUAGGAAGGAAGAGCACCGAGCUCUGGAGAUGCAAAACUACAUGGGCCUGUGUAGGAACGCCGGCACAUUUGACCCAAACAGGUUGGUGGAGGGAGACAUUUUCAGGAUAGGGAUGCACCUUGAGGACAUAAAGGAGAUGAUAGAUAAAAACGUGUGUGAGCAGAUAUCUCCACCCCACUCGUCCUCCACUCCCACACACAUGAAGGAGAUGCUGCAUGUGAAGCCCACUCCUCUCUGCAUGCACACACCCUCACCUCCACCAUCCCUGCAUGAGAGGCCAAGUGCACGUUUUUCUACUGAGGUGUAUAAGACGGAGGAAGAGGAAGAAAAAGAGGAGGAAGUGGAGGAGGCCAGUGAAGUCCAUGAAGAUGAUGUGUUACAACAAAGCAGUGAACUCAUAACAACGGACAUUUUACUGAAAAAUAACAGCUACUCCCAUUCAAGGUUCUCCUCUCUGUCCUGCAUCAGGAGCUCACUGGGCUCUCUGGAAGGACUGGAAGGACAGACAGCUGAAGAAGAGAGAGGCUCUGUCUCGUCAGAGGCGUUGGAUCACAGUAACAUCUUAGCAUACUUGAGUGAAAGCAGCUCAUCUUCAAGACUGAGGCAUUGGACACCCCACAGUAGUAGCACCCCGGAUAGUGUCCUGAACCAGGCAGGUGAAUGUGAUCUGGGCGAGAGUGUUAGUCUGGCUGUGGAGAUCUCGUCUUCCUUCGAUGCACCCAGACCCUCAGACAGCCACAGUCCCUCAGAGCCGCCCCUCAACACCUCUUCUGUAUCACAGAGGAUUGUGAGCCCAGAGACAGACAGUGGAUUUGGGAGCUCAUACUUAAAUCAAUCCACCUCCGGACCAUUUCAGCAGAAUCUGCUCACAGAAAGUGUGCAGUCCCAGAAUGAUGGUUUAAGUAGCUCAGCCAGUGAGGGCUCCUGCUCCAACGUGCAGACAGCCAUCCACCCUGUCCCCCAGCGGUGGGCCAGCCCCCACCCAUCUGUCCAGACACAGUCCUGUGGUGCAGCAUUGGAGCGCUGGGUGGAGAGCACCACCAAGGAGCCUUCAGUCAGGCUGCAAGAGUUUGAAAGCAGCCUCUCUGCCCAGCUCCAUCACCAAGUAUCUGAACCAGCACUGAGCAUCACCAUGGAUACGGAGGAGAGAGGCAGCCCGCUGGACUCGUGCUCCUGCAACAGCGAGGCUAUCCUGGCCUUGCAGUCAGAGGUAUCCCGGCUGAAGAAAGAACUGAACGAGGGCUUGGUCCAGCUGCCUCAUCUGGCACAGAAGAUGGACUAUCUCACCUCCAAAUACAGGCAGGAGCACAAGUCUAAAACCAGACCCCGGACUCACCACAGACCAGCAUGCAACAGGCCACAGAGUAACACACAAACUGUGUGCGAUCUUAGUUCCAGUGAGGUGAGGAUGGAGGACUGGAUCGCUUCAGACAUGGACCCAAGGAAGAGUAAAGGUACAGACAGUGGUGACACAUCUGGCUCUGAGAUGAUGUUACAGCUGCAGAGUUCACCUGUAGAGGGCAGGAGAGGCAGCAGCAGUGUGCGAUCUGCACCUGAGAGUCAAUAUAAGCUACAUGAGGCGCUGCAAUCCAACAGAGGGUCAGAGGGAAAGGACUCUCGUCUGACCAGCUCCCCUUUAAAAGGAGGCAAGCAGAGAACACAAACUGCCAUCAUGGAGAGUUUUUACUCCAAGGGGAGGACGUCUCUUUUCUCCUCUCUUCAGAAGCCUCUUCUCCAGGUCAGCUACGGCUCCUGCAGCAGCCUGCCUGCAAGCUAUAAAGUGAGGGAGCCGCCGCUGCACACCACGUCCCAUCACAGAAAGCGCUCCACCCAGUCAGACACCGCCCUCCUGCCCAGUGAUGUGUACUUCCAGAGGACACCGUCCCCAGCAGCAGUGUCCUCAAAGACUAUCAGCAAGACAGGCAGACGCAGAGGGAGCAAGGAGGAAGAAAUGAGCAGGACUCUGGACCAGGCUAUAGAGGUGGCCCGCAGCAUGAAGAGGACCACCGACCGCCUGGCCAAGAGGCUGUCAGCUGACCUGGCAGAGGCUCAUCUCCACAGUAAACUGCACAAGCAGCCACGAGGGGGCAGGAAGCAUCGCCACAACAAGAAGAGUUCAGAUCAGUUUACUCUGUGAUCAUCAAUCUGUACUGUGUGUCUUUGUGGACAAUUCAUUGUUGGAUAAUAAGUUAUUUAAAGAGGUGUUUGUGUUAAGUUAUUGUUUUUUUACAUGGUUGUAUGUUUGUUUAUUUAUAAUUUCAUUGGAAGUCUGAAAUCACACUGCAAAAAUUAAAAAUGUA
Molecule: messenger RNA, 4333 nt
Organism: Trematomus bernacchii (emerald rockcod)
Lineage: Eukaryota; Metazoa; Chordata; Actinopteri; Perciformes; Nototheniidae
Product: microtubule organization protein AKNA-like
Exons: 22
Coding region: 184-4170 (1328 amino acids)
Source: RefSeq, a predicted model, not a curated record